Molecule: messenger RNA, 1993 nt
Organism: Pygocentrus nattereri (red-bellied piranha)
Lineage: Eukaryota; Metazoa; Chordata; Actinopteri; Characiformes; Serrasalmidae
Product: ovochymase-2
Exons: 14
Coding region: 16-1626 (536 amino acids)
Biological process (GO): proteolysis
Molecular function (GO): serine-type endopeptidase activity
Source: RefSeq, a predicted model, not a curated record
GCCAGCUCAUCUCUGAUGACCAUUGCAGUUGUCGUCUGUCUGGUGUACCACUCACGUACUGACCACACUGCUCUUCUCAAUGGAGCGAAGUGUGGCUCUCCACAGAUAAGGACGCUUGAUCGCUCUCUGAGGAUCGUUGGAGGGUCAGAGGCAUCUUAUGGUUCUCACCCAUGGCUGGUAUCUCUGAGGUUCAGGGGUUCUCAUUUCUGCGGAGCCGCCAUCCUCGCCGACCGCUGGCUCCUGACCGCAGCUCACUGCUUCUCAGAUUCCUCAGAGGAUUUCCUGUCCAGCGUGGAGGCCGUGGUGGGCAAGCAUGACCAGAGGGUGAUGGACCGAGGGGAGCGGAGGUUUCGGCUGAAGAGCGUAAAGCUUCAUGAGCAGUACCAACCCACCCUUCCCAUGAGCUAUGAUAUCGCUCUGCUGGAGCUUCAGGGAACCAUCCAAUUCAGUGAAAUCGUCCAGCCGGCAUGUCUUCCUCUUCCCAGUGAGACCUUUCUCCCAAAGACCAGGUGUGUCGUUGCUGGAUGGGGACGGACGAAAGAGAGAGGCCCCUUAACUCCAGUUCUUCAUGAGGUGGAGUUGGAUCUGGUGGAGUCAGCUGUGUGCCAGCACGUCCUGCAGAUGCUCAGACUGGGACAAGAGCACUUCACAGUGCUGUGUGCUGGACCAGAGGAAGGAGGGAAAGACGCCUGCCAGGGGGACUCGGGUGGCCCCCUCCUUUGCCCCCGGGCAGAUGGACAGUGGGUGAUAGCUGGAGUCACCUCUUGGGGAAAAGGGUGCGGCCGCAGCUGGAUCAACAACAGGAUGAAACCUCGGAUUGCGCAAGGCUCACCUGCAGUGUUUACUAACGUCCCAGCAUUCCUGAAGUGGCUGCUCAGAAAAGGAACAGCAGGCUCCCAGUGCAGUGUGGGAGAUGGAGUUCUACCAGGCUCUGGGGUCAUCAUCCGAAACCCAGCUCAUCCUGGCCUGAACUACAGCAAUAAUGAGGUGUGUUCCUGGUCCGUCAGUGUGCCAGAAGGCAAGAGCAUUCUUCUGGAAUUCCUAGAGUUUGACCUGGAGAACGACUCUCUGUGCUACAGUGACCACCUCACUGUGUUCGCUGAUGAAAGCAUGCCUCUAGGCCGUUUCUGUGGCAGUGUGCCCCCUCCUCCGCUGCUCAUCCACUCCAGCACUUCCAUGAUCCAGUUCGUGUCUGAUUUCAGCAUAACCGGGUCUGGCUUCUCCGUCCAGUUCCGAGCCGUGGGGGCUGACUACACUUUGGGGCCGGGCUGCGGCACGGUGGCACGGUUUGAAUCCCCGGGGGUCCUGCAGAGCCCUAACUACCCCCAGCACUAUGGCAACGGUGCCCAGUGCCGCUGGAUCAUCCACGCCCCGCGGGGUCACGUCGUCAAGCUUGAGCUUGUUGACUUUGACCUGGAGCACUCUGAGGGGUGUGAGUACGACUCGCUGGCUGCGUUCGGGGACACUGAAGCAAGAGAGGAAAUCGUGGUGCUGUGUGGUCGCGGCGUCCCUCCCCCCGUAUUGAGCUACAGUCGUGUGAUGCUGGUGCAGUUCCGCAGUGACAGCAGUGUGUCUGCCCGCGGCUUCAAUGCGACACUCUCAUUUAUCAGCAAAACAGAUUUCUGAGGUGGAGAUUAUAGAGAGAGCAGAUUACGCAGGGCAUCUCAGUGGGGAAUUCAGCAGAGCCUGUCUGAUGGGUUUUGUGCACUAAUGAAGCUGCAGAUCAAGCCUCUUCACCUCUCUGCUGUUAUUCACUGAUAUUCGGAAAGCUGAGGGCUCCUGGAUCCCCAUCUGAGCAUUUGCUCACCAAAAUUUACCAAGUUUACCUGUACUCUUAAAAAUAAUGGUUCUUCAAGGGUUCUUUAGUAAAAAAAUGGUACUAUUUAGAAUUAAAGAACGCUUGAAGGUUAUCAGAUUGUUGGAGACUGUGUUGUGCAUGGUUCUAUGUAGAACCUUUUUGGAAAAGGGUUAUGCUGUCAAGCUUGCAACAGUA